Molecule: messenger RNA, 4653 nt
Organism: Cavenderia fasciculata
Lineage: Eukaryota; Evosea; Eumycetozoa; Acytosteliales; Cavenderiaceae
Gene: pakF
Product: putative protein serine/threonine kinase
Exons: 7
Coding region: 1-4653 (1550 amino acids)
Biological process (GO): trans, trans-farnesyl diphosphate biosynthetic process; protein phosphorylation
Cellular component (GO): cytoplasm
Molecular function (GO): dimethylallyltranstransferase activity; ATP binding; (2E,6E)-farnesyl diphosphate synthase activity
Source: RefSeq, a predicted model, not a curated record
AUGAAUCCUUCAACUCUAUCACGUGUCUCUGUCAUAUCUGAUCACCUCACUGCCAAUAUGUCCCAACUUGAAAGCAAUAAUACAUCAGGUAACAACAAGAAGGGUAAAGAAGAGGUACAAGACUUUGUAGAGAUCUUUCCAAUUCUGAAGAAUGAAAUCCUCAAAGAUCUUCCAUCGAUGGACAUUCCAGAGCCAGCAAGACAUUGGAUCAGUAUGAACAUUGAAAAGAAUGUAGCCGGUGGAAAGAUGAAUCGUGGUUUGACCGUUAUUCACUCACUUCAACUAUUGGUUGAAGGUCGUCAACUCACUAGAAGUGAGGUGUUUAAGGCAAACGUUUUGGGUUGGUGUAUUGAAUGGUUGCAAGCUUUCUUUUUAGUUUCUGAUGAUAUUAUGGAUCAAUCAAUUACCAGAAGAGGUGCUCCAUGUUGGUACAGAACCAAUAAUCCAAUUUCAAAGGAUCAAAAUGCUUUAGUUGGUAAUAUUGCAAUCAAUGAUUCAUUUAUUCUCGAAUCUUGUAUCUAUAUUUUAAUCAAAAAGUAUUUCAGAAAUGAAGCCUACUAUGCCGAUGUUAUGGACCUCUUCCACGAAGUUACCUACCAAACCGAACUUGGACAACUUCUUGAUCUCACCACUCAACCAAACCGUGGUGACUUUUCACUCUUCCAAUUGGACACUUACAACCGUAUCGUCAAAUACAAGACAUCAUACUAUUCAUUCUAUCUCCCAGUUGCAUUGGCAAUGUUGAUGGCCGGUAUCACCAGCAAGCCUGCCUUUGAUACUGCUCAAGAUAUUCUCUUGCCAAUGGGUGAAUACUUUCAAAUUCAAGACGAUUACUUGGACUGUUAUGGUGAUCCAUCAGUGAUUGGUAAGAUUGGUCGUGACAUUGAAGAGAACAAGUGUUGUUGGUUGAUCUGUCAAGCCAUUCUCCAUGGCACUCCAGCUCAAAUCGAUGCUCUCAAGAAGCACUAUGGUCGUGACAGCAAAGAAGAUGUAUCCAUUGUCAAAAAGAUCUACGCAGACAUUGACAUUCAAAAGAUCUUCCGUAAAUACGAAGACGAGUCCUACCAAUACCUCAUCAAGAAGAUCAAGAACGUCAGAAUCAUGCCACAAGAAGUUUUCCUCAAGUUACUCUCAAAGAUUUACAAGAGAGAAUUAGAGAGAGAAGAGAAAUAUAAGAUAUUAAUAUCUUCUGGGUACUUUGUAUUACAAAAAGCUCAAAUGUCAAACUUUUUACAAAAAGUAUUAAAAUCACCCUCUACUACUAAUCUCUUACAACACAACAACAACAACAACGGCUUGGCACUUCAGCAAAAGAAUUCUAAUAAUCAAAACAACAACAAAGGGGAGGAAUUCAAUUUUGGACAACUGUCAUCUAGUGCUCCAACACCCAACAUACUUAUAUCAGAGUUGCAUGACCAAUCUACAGUGUUAGACUUGCAAUCAAUGCAUCAACAACAACUACAACAAAGUUCAUCGACAGAGUUGUCAGACGAAUUAAAUUGCUUUCCACAACCACCCAACAGCAAUAGUAGUAGUAGUAGUAGUAGUAGCACACACCAAAGAGUAACAGAUUCAACAAGAUCUGAUAGUUCAACAUCAUUGUCUAGUGCCACCACAUUUUCACAACACCACCAACACCACCAACAACAACAACAACAACAACAUAGUAGCAGCAAUGGUAAUCAAUACAAUACCAUAACAACAUCACCAUUGCAAGUGAAUCCACUCACUCGACAAUAUAGCAACACAUCUAUAAAAUCUGAUGAUUCUGCUGGAUCACUAUCACCAACACAAACCAUCAAUAGUGAUCGUAGUCGUAGUAGUAACAACAGUGCUGGUAGUACUACUAAUAUUAGUGCUGUCAGCAGUGCCUCUACAUCUACCACCAAUCUUUUUAAUCAUAUUCCUCUUUCACCCAUUGCUAUCAUAUCACCAUCUUCAUCAGAACAAAUAAACAACAGUGUAGACAAUAACAAGAAAUCAUCAUCAUCAUCAUCUAAAAAGAAAAACAAAGCAGCAACCAUUUUAGGACAAGAUGAUAAUACAACGACGGAAUCACAACAUAAUACAAGUGGUAGUGGAGGAAAGAGUCUAUUUAAAAAGACAGCACAACUUUUAAAUCCUGUAGAAAUAUUCCACCGAGGAACUGCAUCAUUGUCAGGCAGCAGCAGUAGUAGCAAAUCACACCACAAGAGAUCAAAGUCACAAAAGUUUGAUCCAAGCACAGAAAUAUCAACACCUUACAAUGUAAUUCACAAGAUGCAUGUAGACUUUGAUCUAAAGUGGACAGGUCACAAUGAUUUUGUGUUGGAUGAAAAAUUGGGUGACGGUGCCUAUGGUUCAGUGUACAAGGGUACACACAAAGAUCUUGGAUUUACAUUGGCAAUCAAAGUAAUCGAAAUGAAAGAAUCAGAGAGUCAAUCACUUCAAAAUGAAAUUAAUAUCCUAAAGAAUUGUAAAAGUCCAAAUGUUGUUUCCUAUUUUGGUUCACUUCAAAAUCAUGAUAAAAUUUGGAUUUUAAUGGAUUUUUGUUCAUCUGGAUCAAUUAGAGACAUUAUAGAAUCUACUGAAAAGACUUUAAAUGAAUCACAAAUUGCCUUUGUCGUUAAGAAUACCCUAAAAGGACUCAUUUAUCUACAUAGUCAAAAUAUUAUUCAUCGUGAUGUAAAGGCUGCUAAUAUUUUACUUUCUGAAAGUUCUGAAGUUAAAAUUGCUGACUUUGGAGUAAGUGAAAAAUUAAAUGGAGCAUUUGAUCAAUCAAAGGAAAUGAUUGGUACACCAUUAUGGAUGGCACCAGAAGUUAUUUUAAAGAAAUCCUAUGAUUACAAAGCAGAUAUAUGGUCAUUGGGUAUCACUAUUAUUGAAAUGGCAGAUGGACUACCACCUCACAUGGAUAUGAACCCAAUGAGAGCUAUGAAAAUGGUACCCAUUUGGCCACCUCCAACAUUUAACGAACCAAAGAAAUGGUCACCUCUAAUGAAUGAUUUCCUAGCAAAAUGUCUCAUCAAGAAUCCUCAAAAGAGACCAUCACCAAAGGAACUACUUAACCAUCCAUUCUUGAAAAAGACUAGAGGUCCUGAAGUAUUGGCUGACCUCAUCAACCAAGUUUUUAGAAUUAAAAAAAAGAAAUAUGAUGAAAUUAAAAAGAAUCAAAAGAACAACAACAAUGAUAAUAAUAAUAAUCAUCAUCAACAUCAACAUCAUCAACCAAUGCAACCAGAUAGAGAAGUAAAUGAUUAUGAAAGUGUAUCAACAUCCUAUACAGUAGAUUCCAAUGGUGGUGAUAACAAACAGCAGUAUCAACUUGGUACUGCUACUCGGGGUACAAUGGUAUUUAAAGGAAUGUAUGAAACUUGUAGAGAUUUCCAAGAAGAGGAUGAUGAAAGAGCUGCUGCCCUUCAAAAUCUCGAUGACGAUGAUGAAGAAGAAGAAAUAGAUGCCUUUAGUACAACUGUAUUCCAUGGUCAUAAAAAUCAAUCAAUCGAUGAUGACGCAGAACAAGAAGAAGAAGAGGAAGAUGAUGAUGAUGAUGAUGAUGAUGACGACGACGAAAACAAUGAUGACGACGAUGAAGAAUAUUCAUCAACUGGAACAAUGGUUGUAAAAAAGAAAAAGAAACCUCUCCACAAGAAAUCAUCACUUCCACCACAAAAACCAUUACCUGCUCUUCCUACUCCUCUGGUAAACCAAAAUACAUUUACUCGUGCAGAGUUUAGUGAGGUUAUUAAUGGAAUGGAAAACAAGUUACUCUCGUAUAUCGAUACACAAAAUAGCAAACUCGUUCAAGACAUAAAGAAUGACUUUAAACAACUUGAAAAUAGUAUCUUUUCUCACAUCAACAGAGAAUUACAAAAUGUAAUAUCAACCGUAGUCGCUCAAAAACUACAACCUCUUAUUCAAUCAAUGGAUGAUUUAAAGCAACAACAACAAAUCAUUCAACAACAAAAAACAACAGAUGAAAAGAAUAGAUGUUCUUCACCGAUUUUAAUUCAAAGACAACAAGGAGGAAAAUCUGUUGAACUCUCUAGUAGUAGUAGUAUUACAAACUCACCUGGUGGUGGUUCUGGUUUCCGUCCACUCUCGGCACCAGUUAUUCACAGUACUCUGUCACCCACUACCGCAACUAUAACCAAUAGUGCCAGUAGUAGUUCGAUUGAAAGUGUCCCAAUUUCCCCAGGGAUCCCAAUCGAAAAGGGAUUGACAGCAACAACAACAACAAGUAGAACUUCUUCAAUUAGUAGUGGUAGUGGAUCAUCAUCGCCAACGAUUCCACAUGCAAAGGCAGCACCCAUACUUAAAAGAAUGUCAUCGAUACCCAAUAAAAUGUCACCAACCUCAUCACCAAUGUCGUCACCAUCAAUGACACCAUUAAACCACCAACAACAUAACUCUGUACUAGUCAAACAACAACAACAACAACAACAACAACAACAACAACAACAACAACAAGAUUCACUUUCAAGUUCAUCUGAUAAUAUUAUUAUACAACAACCAUCUCUCUCGUCAUCAACAUCUUCGUUAAUGCCCUCUUCAUUGUCGUCAUCAUCCAACAACAACAAUGAAAGAAAAUCUGUAUUCUACCAAGACGAUCACAUUGAUGCAUCUCAACACUUAGUAACAGAUAAAAGAAAAAUUUUUGAUCAACUAAAAUAA